Messenger RNA from Radiomyces spectabilis, 948 nucleotides. Its product is annotated as mitochondrial carrier domain-containing protein. Lineage: Eukaryota; Fungi; Mucoromycota; Mucoromycetes; Mucorales; Radiomycetaceae. Gene Ontology annotation, biological process: phosphate ion transmembrane transport; malate transmembrane transport; succinate transmembrane transport. The transcript is spliced from 3 exons. The record is from RefSeq and is a predicted model, not a curated record. Bases 1 to 948 code for a protein of 315 amino acids. Gene Ontology annotation, molecular function: sulfate transmembrane transporter activity; succinate transmembrane transporter activity; antiporter activity.
AUGUCCUCCACCUCUUAUAAACCGGAGUCGAGUCCCCCCCUGCGUUCGCCGCAUCCCUUUUAUUUUGGCGGUGUAGCUUCCUGUGUGGCUACAUUUGUCUCGCAUCCUUUUGAUCUCACUAAAGUACGCCUUCAAACCAUUCGCAAAGUAGACGCUUCCGGCAAAGCAUGGAGCACAACCAUGCCGGGAUUGCAAGCCAUUAAACCCACCACCAUGUUCAGAACCAUGAUCUCCAUUGCCCGCCGAGAAGGCGUACGGGCCUUAUAUAGUGGUCUGUCAGCGAGUCUGUUACGGCAAGGCACCUAUUCUACCAUUAGAUUCGGAUUGUAUGAAAAGUUCAAGUGGAUGGUCGCUGGUGAUCAAAAGCCGACAUUUCGACAGUUAGUAUUUUGCUCGACAGCGGCAGGUAUCUUGGGUGGAGCGUCCGGGAAUCCGAGCGACGUCGUUAAUGUGCGGAUGCAAAACGAUGGACAAUUACCACCGCAAGAACGGCGGAAUUAUAAAAAUGCCAUUGAUGGAUUAGUGCGCAUUUGGCGUGAGGAAGGUCCGCGAGUACUAUUGCGAGGAUUGGGAUCCAGUACGAAUCGGGCGGUGAUCAUGACGGUGUCGCAGAUGACCAGUUAUGAUGUAUUCAAAGAAAUGUUUGUCGGUCCCUUGCGGUGGCACGAUAAUCUACAAACUCACUUUGCUGCCAGUCUCUGUUCGGGUGUGAUUGCAACGACAGCGUGUUCGCCUCUCGAUGUGGUGAAAACCCGGAUUAUGAGUGCGCAUAACCAUGACGGCAAACAUCCAAUUAGAAUCAUGAUCCACAUGAUAGAAACGGAAGGUGUACGAUCCCUUUUUAGAGGAUGGACUCCGGCUUUUGUAAGGUUGGGCCCGCAUACCAUUGUCACCUUUAUUGUACUGGAAGAAAUGAAAAAAUGGCAUACACGAUUCGUGCAAGCAUGA